CCGCCUCCUCCCGACCCCGUGACGUCACGCCCCGGUUUAAUCGGGCGGCGGGAAAGGGACUUAUAUACCAGCGGGGACGCGCAUUCGGCACGAACGGGAUCAGCGGGGACGCGCAUUCGGCACGAACGGGAUCAGCGGGGGCGCGCAUUCGGUGGGAACGUGAUGUCGGUGCUGAAUCCUCUGAACAAACACCCGGAUCUUAACAGCGGCACCGUGUUGCUAGUGGGAGCUGAUGGUCUUCAUUUGGAUCAACUUGCGGCUGCGAUCCUAAAGGAGAAUAGGUCCUUUGAAGUGAACGUUCACUUAGCAAAAUGCCUGCCACUACCUGCGGAGAACGAGCACAGCAGACCACGGAUAGACCUCAUUGUCUUCCUCAUGGAUUUGCGCAGUCAGCACAGUGUUGAAACUGUGAAGGCGUCCCUGGCUUAUGUUGAUGUGAAUUACUUUCUUGGGAAAGUUUGCUUCCUUGCAGUUGGAGGCAAAGCUGUGAAGCACCACUCAGUAGAAAUGUACACCCUGAAGCAACUGGCAGAUUCCUACUCGAGCCCCCUGAUUCCUGCUGAGCUGGAGUCCGCAGAGAGAAGAUCAGUGAUAGCUCAGAGACUCCUUCAGAUGUUGAAGGUUGCGGCGGGCCUGGUACCAGGAAUGUCUGCCCUUGCUCUCAGCUCCUUGAUCAGACCCUCCUUCAGGACAGAAGUAGAGAGAUGCUAAGCAGUGCGUUGAAAUGUUGGCAGCUCUUAACUUCAGUUCAAGGUUGAGGAACCACUUUGUUUUGUUUUGCGCUAAUCAUUAUGUACGUGGAACUGCAGUUUACCUUUUGUUUAGUCUGGAAAUAAAAUAAUUGUAAUAUAGAUUUCCUCAGCUAAUAUAGACUUCCUCUGAACUGAUUACUUCUAUAAAAAUGUCUGUAAAUAAUUGACUGCACAAUAGAAAUAAAAUAAGUUUUAUCCA
Molecule: messenger RNA, 951 nt
Organism: Stegostoma tigrinum
Lineage: Eukaryota; Metazoa; Chordata; Chondrichthyes; Orectolobiformes; Stegostomatidae
Gene: pane1
Product: proliferation associated nuclear element
Exons: 6
Coding region: 163-711 (182 amino acids)
Source: RefSeq, a predicted model, not a curated record